Molecule: messenger RNA, 1966 nt
Organism: Musa acuminata AAA Group (dessert banana)
Lineage: Eukaryota; Viridiplantae; Streptophyta; Magnoliopsida; Zingiberales; Musaceae
Product: probable WRKY transcription factor 4
Exons: 5
Coding region: 97-1593 (498 amino acids)
Biological process (GO): regulation of DNA-templated transcription
Molecular function (GO): sequence-specific DNA binding; DNA-binding transcription factor activity
Source: RefSeq, a predicted model, not a curated record
UCUCUCUCUCUCUCUCUCCUCUUCCUCCCGUUACCCACACACACACCCCUCCGAGGCUUCGGAGAUCGAAACCCUAGGAAGGAUCUCGAAGCUUCCAUGGCGGAGGAGAAGGCGAGCUUGGCCGGGACGGGGUCGGCCCCGGCGUCGUCGUCCUCCGUUGAGGAGGAACAUUCGCUCGCCGAUCCUGUGGCCGCGGUGGAAGGGGGUGGCCCUGAGGCGUCUCCGUCUCCGUCCCCGGCCAACGCCGACGGCCGGUCGUUCUCGCAGCUCCUCGCGGGGGCCAUGGCCUCGCCGGCGGCGAGCCCCCGUCCUGCGCCGAUCGUGACUGUCCCGGUUGUCGCCGUCCCGUGCUUCCUGGCCCCGGCCGCGUUGGUCGAGUCGCAGGGAUUCUCGGGGCAGUUUGCAAUGACCCAUCAAGCUGUUUUGGCAACUGUCACAGCUCAGGCACAGAUGCAGGCACAAGCUGCAUGCCCGUCUUCAUCGAAUUCAGUGACAAAUUCAUUUCCGCAGCCUUUGCUGUCUACUGUCAGUCCUAUGCCAUUGCAACAACUGCCACCACAAACUCCCAAAAAAACACCUGGUGAUGUUUACAACUGGCGAAAAUAUGGGCAGAAGCAAGUGAAGAGCAGUGAUAAUGCACGAAGCUACUAUAGAUGCACAGAUUCCAAUUGUUCAGCUAAGAAAAAAGUUGAGCACUGUCCUGAUGGCACUGUUGUCGAAGUAAUCUAUAGAGGUAAACACAACCAUGACCCACCUCAAAAACAUAGAUACACAAGGGACAGAGGAGCCCAGUCUAGUGGACCCCCUGUAGAGAAUGAAAGUUUAGACAAUCCGAGCACUGAGCCCGAUGAAUCAGAUCCUUCAACAUGUAAGGCUGAACAGAACUCUAACAAUGAAACUCCUAAACAACAGUUGUACUGCUCAAGCGAUUGUGAAUUUGAUGCUGGGGCCAAGAGUGAAGAAGAUAUUGCCGAGGAACCAGAUCCAAAACGAAGGCUUAGUGAAAACUCAAAAAGUUCUUCAGCGCCAAUUCUUAAAACAAUUAGGGAAUACAUCGUACAGACUGAAAUUGAUGUAAGACAUUUGAGUGAUGGCUACAAGUGGCGCAAAUAUGGACAAAAAAUGGUGAAGGGAAAUCAUAAUCCAAGAAGCUACUAUAGAUGCACACACAAUGGGUGCCCCGUUCGUAAGCAUGUUGAGAGAGUCUCGCAUGAUGCAAAAGCUCUUCUUAUCACUUAUGAGGGUGAGCAUAAUCAUGACCAGCCAACCUCCAAGCCUGCCGGUGAUCCACCAUUAACCACUUCACAAAGUAAUGUUGCGGCAGGCAUGUCUAGUGAACAACUCAGUACAUCCAAUUCUUUGUCUGUCGAACAAUCCUCAAAGGAAUCAUGCCAGAAUAUUGUAGUUGAGGAAGUAGCUGGUGAUAAGAAACUUGAACUUGGAGGUGAUGGAGCAUUGGAAUCUGCUCAGGCUCUUCUAAGCAUUGGAUUCAGUUCAUCAUCCACGGAGGGCACCGGCAGAAAUAAUUCCGAGAGCAUGAAAAGCCCUAUUUUGACUGAAAAUAGAGCUGCGGCCUCGGUCCAGAACACUUGAUCGACAGGUUCCCUGCAAUUUUGGUGCAUGUUGUAGUUUACUUGCUUGCAUUGCGAGCUCUUCCAUUACUGUGUUUGCAUCUGUAUAGCCUUUGUAGUGGCAUCGGUGAUGCAACAUCACAGCAGAAAAAUCAUCUUAGGAUCGCGGUAUCCAUCUGGGGAGAGAAGAAACUGAUUUCAGCUAUGAAACAUGAUGAUAUAAUCUCUGCUUAGUGAAAUAUUUAGCUCCCUGAAUAACUGACCCAUCAACAUCAUUUGAUUGUUUGUUUGUGAGGUUGCUUGUAGUUGUCUCGGUGAGGAAGGCUUCAAGAAAUCUGGCAGAUCUGCCCACUUUUGUCACUUCUUUUUUAGUGCAAAGAAAAGCAUCACCACCA